AUCUCAUUCUUCACAAUCCUUUAUCAAAUUCACUUGUUUCUUUUUAUAUCUUUCCAUCAUGAACAAGAUCAGCCUCUUCGUCCUUUUCCUGGCUUGUCUUUGCCUGGUCACGGAAGCACAGCUGACGUUCACGUCAAGCUGGGGCGGGAAGCGAGGAGCGGUGACUGCCACCAUGUCAUGCAGGAGCGACGAAACUAUUGCUGCGAUUUAUAAAUUAAUCCAGAAUGAGGCCGAGAAACUUCUCCUUUGCCAGAAACCUUAAAGGGAAAACUUCAAUACGAAGUUUUCUAACAAACGUCGCCGCUAUGAUUAAAUGGAGGGCUUAUUUUAUAAUUAUUGUUGUCACCACGAGGUUUUAAAGCACAUGGAUCCAAGUCGUGUUAAACUAUGUUUUGCUUCGAAUAAACUAAGCUUUGUUAUUUA
Molecule: messenger RNA, 423 nt
Organism: Spodoptera littoralis (African cotton leafworm)
Lineage: Eukaryota; Metazoa; Arthropoda; Insecta; Lepidoptera; Noctuidae
Source: the annotation of a GenBank genome assembly